GAACCUAAAGAACAGACUCAUAUACAUGCUAUGUACACACGCGUUGUCCCGCUAGACGUUACGUUACUUUACUUUACUUGACAUUUGUAGUGACACUGCUUGACGCGUUUGUCGCAUCUCGCACCUCUUUUUCACCGCGGAAUCGCAACAACCCCGCUGUCCCGGGUAGAAUAUCGCCGCCGCCGCGCGGUAUCCUCUCGGUUUCCCCCGAGGGGAAGGCUGAGACCGAGUCCGCACGGACCGAGGAACCGAUCGCGCUCAGUCUCGCUGGUAAACAUUGCCGCCCGGUGAACGCAUCAUCGAUGUAGGACACGCAGUGGCGAUGACGCCAACGUCGCGCGAGUGUGGCGUUAACUUACCGAAUGAAGACACCGCAGGGAUGGCAGACGCGAGAAACGAGAACAUGUGCGAGCCGCGUCCUAACCUUCCAGCCGAGGCGCAGUAUUACGCCGUGUAUAUACCGCUGGAGCACAGGAAUCCGGACGAGGAAGAAAUCCACGUUUAUGUAGAGAAGUCGGAAGCCUUGAAUGUGAUAAAAAGUAUAAAGGAGCAUAAAAAGAGCCGUUUGCAAAUCUUCAAGAAUUACGCCGACGCCGUGGCAUACGCGAAGACUGGAUUCGAACAGUCUUACGGCUACUCUACGGUCGCCACGGCGCAGGAACAAUCGAGUUUUAAGGCGCCCAGCAUGAGCGAUACUAUAGCUUUUAAGAGAUUAGUCGAAAAGGGAAAUGUGGAGGCUGUGAUGGCUAAGGUGUGGGAAAAUCCGAGGUAUCUAAUCAGCAGUGGAGACACACCUGCCAUUUUGCAGAUGGGCUUCCGUUAUAAUGCUUUACAUAUAGCGGCAAAAGAAGGGCAGUCGAAGAUGUGCGAAUUAAUAUUGAAUACCGUUGGGGAUCCGAAAUUCAUGCGGUGGCAUUACGGGGACGAUAAAUGCACGACUUACCUGAAUCCCGCCCAGAUUAUGCAAGAUUUGUAUUUAAAUACGCCGGACAAAGGACUCAACGAAACUCCAUUGCACUUUGCUGUUAAACACGGUCAUAAGGAUGUCGUCCGAGUUCUUAUCUCCUAUUCUCAGUGCAUUAAAACCUUGCCGAACAAGUUCGAGCAGCUGCCUAUGGAGUUAAUAUGCAGCAGAAGAGAGACGGAAAAUGAAGCUCUAAAGCGUGAGAUACGUAUGCUACUGGAAGAACAGUUCUAUGUACCUGUGUUAAGAACAGAGGGCAAUACGUGCCCACCUAUCAUCGGAGAACCGUUCUCGCCGACUAGUCCACUUAUUUUGAACAGAGAUCCUAUCAGUCCUCGUGUAGAAUUAAGGGCGUUUGCCGGUCCUAUGACUAAGCCGCAGGCGACAGAAUUUCAAAAGAAAUUGAAAACGCCACCGCGUAUUAAUUUUAAGAGGGGACAAGGUGAUACACCCGGUAUUGUGAAUAGCCCUAGCAUAGCUCUGAGACUGCAAGAUACAGAAAAAGGAUUGGAACGUGUUGGAAGAGAUCUUGCUGAGGAAUAUCAAGUGCCUUGGAAGGAGUAUUGGCCGUUUUUAAAAGAUUUCGUUGAUUUUCGGAGUGACGACGGAUUGACAAAGCUCGAAAAAUAUCUGCAGCAAAGAUCCAAGGAUAAUGAGAAGCAAUUGUUUUACUUGAGAAAUCUGACUAAUAGUGCAUGUGCGCCAGUAAGUUGCGAAGGUGAACCAAUAAGUUGCCAAGAGAUGCCAAAAGAAAGCAAGGAGGAUGCCAUUAACGAUAUACAAUACUUAUGUGAUAAACUAGGUUUGUGCUCAUUAAGUACCGACAUUGAUGAUGAGGAAGAUUCAGAUAGUGAAAGUUUAGAAUUUUUUACACCUCCAUCUUCCCCGGAACAUAUUCAAGAUAAUUUCGAUGACGACAUGCAGAUUGCAGAGGAAGGAUCUUUAAUCUUUAUCGAAGGAUUUUCACCAACGAAAUUGGAUUAUGCUGUUUACAACGCACUUUCAACUGCGAUUGGCCCCGAUACGUAUCCACAUAUUUACCGUUGGCGACAUGAUAUGCAACUAGUAAUGCAACGUGACCCAUGCAGAUUUAACGCGAAAUCCCUCAGGAGACAACUAUUUACAAAUAAUUAAAUAUAUAUAACAGUCAAGACAGUUGUACUGACAAUCUGCGUUGCCAAACUUUGUAUUAACAAACUGGACUAUUUCUUAUAGAUUUACAUCCUAUUAACAAGAAAGGAAAAAAAAAUAUUAGUUCCCCGAAGCUAGCUGAUAUUAGUGUUAACCUCAACAAGUUUUAAACUGUGUUAAUGUCGCAUAAAACGUGUAAAAUUUUUUCGCACAAUGUUAUUGGAUAAGCAAAUGUACGUGAGGUAACAUAAGAGAGGGAUAUAUUUUGAGAUGUUUUUACAAGACUUGUAACUAGAAGCCUUCGUGCUCGACCUUUUAAAAUCAGCGUGUAGUUAUUUUUAUUGUUCACCGAUUAUAGUUACAAUAAAUGCUCAUUACUG
Messenger RNA from Vollenhovia emeryi, 2475 nucleotides. It is a transcript of the gene Ankle2, whose product is annotated as ankyrin repeat and LEM domain-containing protein 2. The transcript has 10 exons. Lineage: Eukaryota; Metazoa; Arthropoda; Insecta; Hymenoptera; Formicidae. Gene Ontology annotation, biological process: negative regulation of phosphorylation. Bases 323 to 2098 code for a protein of 591 amino acids. Gene Ontology annotation, cellular component: endoplasmic reticulum. Gene Ontology annotation, molecular function: protein phosphatase 2A binding. The record is from RefSeq and is a predicted model, not a curated record.